Acanthopagrus latus (yellowfin seabream) is the source of this 2282-nucleotide messenger RNA. It is a transcript of the gene pde9a, whose product is annotated as phosphodiesterase 9A. The transcript has 18 exons. Bases 372 to 1901 code for a protein of 509 amino acids. The record is from RefSeq and is a predicted model, not a curated record. Gene Ontology annotation, molecular function: 3',5'-cyclic-GMP phosphodiesterase activity. Gene Ontology annotation, biological process: cGMP catabolic process. NCBI's taxonomy places the organism in Eukaryota, Metazoa, Chordata, Actinopteri, Spariformes, Sparidae.
GUUUGUGCGCGUGAGAGCGCGCGCCUGUGCGUGAGUGAAUGAGUGAGUGAGCGCGCGCAGACCCAGGAGGUCUUCAGGGAGGCGGGGACGCGCGUGGACCGACAGGCUUUAAUGAGAUGCGGUCAGAUAGAGAGCAGACAGACCGGAGGAGGAGUGAGACAGACGGGCACAGAGUGGACACACAGACAGGUGGACCGACGGACCGACGGGUGGACAGAGAGACAGACAGGCGGACAGGUGGGAUGGUGUCGGCCCGCUGACUCCACUCUCACCCGGGCUGUUUGAGUCAGUCGGACCGGAGAGGAGCGACACGGAGCCCGGACCAGCAGCCGCACAGACACGCACCGCAGCCGGGCACAGGAGAGGGGAACAUGGGCUCCGCUUCGUCCUCAUACCGGGUCAUCUACCUGGACGUGGACGGCAGGAUCCAGAAGGUGGUGUUCAGCAGAUUCUGCAGCCCGUGUGACAUUAAAGAGCUCUUCUGUACAGCCCUGGGUGUGCCGAGGAACACUAAUCUGUCCCUGCUGGAUUCGUCCGGCGCCAUGGUGUCCAUCGACCCCACCAUGCCACACAACACAGAGAGGUCACCGUACAGAGUGGUGCCAAUGACUGGAGGACAGCUCGCAGAUAAAGAGGAACUCUUUCAGAAUGUACUGACGCAAGUGGCGGAGCAGUUUUCAAGGGCGUUCAAGAUCAACGAGCUGAAGACCGAGGUCACCAACCGUCUCGCCAUGUUGGAGAAAAGAGUUGAGCUGGAGGGGAUGAAGGUGGUGGAGAUCGAGAAAUGCCGCAACGACAUCAAGAAGCUCCGCGAGGAGAUGGCGUCCAGAAACAACAGUAACUUCCUGGAGGACAAUAAGAAGCUGACUCCUCGCAGAGACGUUCCCUCGUACCCGAAGUACAUGCUGUCACAACACACCAUAGACGCCCUCAAAAAGCCCGCCUUCGACGUCUGGCUGUGGGAGGCCAACGAGAUGUUGAGCUGUCUGGAACACAUGUAUCACGACCUCGGCCUGGUCAAGGACUUCAACAUCAACCCCAUCACACUCAAGAGAUGGCUGCUUUGUAUUCACGACAACUACAAGAACAAUCCCUUCCACAACUUCCGUCACUGUUUCUGUGUCACUCAGAUGAUGUACAGCAUGAUCUGCCUGUGCAGCCUGCAGGAGAAGUUCACUCAGGUCGACAUUUUGAUUCUCAUGACAGCUGCUGUGUGUCACGACCUCGAUCACCCCGGAUUCAACAACACGUAUCAGAUCAACGCCAGAACCGAGCUGGCGGUUCGUUACAACGACAUCUCUCCUCUGGAGAACCAUCACUGUGCCGUGGCCUUCCAGAUCUUCUCUCAGCCCGACUGCAACAUCUUCUCCAACUUCGACCCCGAGGCCUUCAAACAGAUUCGACAGGGAACCAUCACGCUGAUCCUGGCCACGGACAUGGCUCGCCACGGCGAGAUCCUCGACUCCUUCAAACAGAAAGUGGACAGCUUCGACUACACGGACGAGGAACACGUCACCUGUCUGAAGAUGGUGCUCAUCAAGUGCUGCGACAUCUCCAACGAGGUGCGACCGAUGGAGGUGGCGGAGCCGUGGGUCGACUGCCUGCUGGAGGAGUACUUCAUGCAGAGCGACAGGGAGAAGGCUGAAGGACUUCCUGUGGCUCCGUUCAUGGACAGAGAAAAGGUCACCAAGCCGACGGCUCAGAUCGGCUUCAUCAAGUUCGUCCUCAUCCCGAUGUUUGAGACCGUGAUGAAGCUGUUCCCACAGAUCGAGGAGGCGAUGGUGCAGCCACUCAGAGAGUCGAGAGACCGAUACGAGGAGCUCAAACAGAUCGAUGACGCCAUGAACGAGGUGCAGAAGAAGAAGAGUGAGAACCUGACCAUGGGCGGGAAGAAGAAGUAAAAGGUUUUGAAAAGCUGUGAGCGUGGAGCACCAGACUAGUGAAGUGGCGUGAAGUUGUCGGGCAUGUUGGUCCGUGACGGGCUGAAGAAGAAGAAGAAGAAGAGGAGCGGGACAGGAAGUGGAUCUGUGAUGUCACAGCGGGGUGACGGAGCGGUCCGAGGCAGCGUUACAGAGUCCUGACGGAGCGGAGCAGCAGACGGACGACCCAAAGCCUUUUUCAGGAGAUGUCGACAUUUGUACAGCACAGACGACUUCAGUGAACAAUAUUUAGAUACAUAUCUUCUUGUUUUUUAUUUGAAAUGUGUUGUUUUUUACAGAUUGUACAGAUUUUUAGUGACUUUUGUUCUUUCAUAUUAAAAAAAUAAAAGAUUAAUUAUAAAA